GAACUAACAUCAGAAGAACUUGUUAGCCAGUUAGUCAGUGUUCUCUAUUGAAAACAAAAUGCCUAGAAUGUCCACACGAGUUUCUUGUGGCCGAGAAUUACACUGUUGUCCAGAUAUCAACACAGCUUUGGAUUUUUCAUAUAAAUCCGGAUUUGACUUUGUUUGUCUGCCGUUAGUUAAUCCACGUUAUCGACGUGAGUUCCUCGAGGGACCUGCUAAGAAUCGCAAAGGUGCUUUAACUAGAUCUGACAUGGUUUUAUCAAGUCAAGACUGGAACAGUCUGGUCGUGGGCAAGACAUCUCCAUGGUUACAAGUGGAUUCACAGUGCCUGCAUAUUCGCAGAAAUUCGGAAUUGGCGUUUCGAGAAGAACUGCUGUAUGCUUGUCACCUGGGCAUGCCGUCUGUCAUGAUUCGACUGAAGAACAAAAACGUAACCAACCUGGCACGGUGUCUCAACGAACAUCUCAUUGCAAGCUUCUUCCAGCAGCAAUACUGGAUCCAGGUUCCACUGAUGUCGGCAAAAGACCAGUGUGACGAGCUCAUUGAGGGUGUUGAUAAGAACCCCAUCCUGGAGGAUACCUGGGAGUGGUGGCACCUGUUUCGCACGCUGUGUGAUAACAACAAGCGUCUGGGAGUGGCCCUGGAGCUGAGUGCAGACAUGCCCUCGGAGGGUAUUCUUGAGCGGUGGUUGUCGGAACCCGUGAAGGCCGUCAUUCUGUCCACAAACCUCUUCCUCACUAACAAGAAGGGCUAUCCCGUACUGUCGAAGGGUCACCAGUCGUUCAUAAGACAACUUUUUAAGCUUGAUGUCCAGCUGGUGUUGAGUGGGGUUGACCGACACACUGACAAGGGGGUUCGAGCGUAUCAGCAGUACCUGGAUCACAUGUGGCAGUCACAGAGUCCCCCGGACAAAAUCACUCAGUUUGCACGAGGCUAUGAAGAUUAUCUCCAGUCACCACUGCAGCCGCUGAUGGACAACCUUGAAUCACAAACUUACGAAAUAUUUGAGAAGGACCCUGUGAAAUAUUCCCAGUAUCAAAAGGCGAUAUACUUCGCUCUACUUGAUAAGAUAAAACCAGAAGAAAAAGACACAAAAGAUCUGAUUGUGAUGGUGGUGGGUGCCGGGCGAGGUCCGCUGGUCCGUGCCGCACUGGUUGCUGCCCAGCAGGCUGAUCGCACGAUUCGCAAACUGUACGCUGUGGAGAAAAACCCAAAUGCCGUUGUUACUCUAGAGAACUUGAAGGAUGAGAUGUGGGGCGACCAGGUGGAGAUCGUGUCGUGUGACAUGCGACUGUGGGACGCACCCGAGAAGACCGACAUUCUCAUAAGUGAACUGCUCGGGUCAUUUGGCGACAACGAACUCUCCCCGGAAUGUCUCGAUGGCGCUCAGAGAUUUCUCAAAGAUGAUGGAAUCAACAUACCGUGUGAAUACACGUCAUACUUGGCCCCCAUCCAGUCAGUGAAGCUGUACAAUGAAGUUCGUGCAUGCAAGACCGACAAAGACAAGGGACCAGAGGCUCCGUUUGAGAUGCCGUACGUCGUCCGCCUCCACAACUGUCAGGUGUUGACACCACCCAAGAAGGUUUUCACGUUCAAGCAUCCUAACCGAGAUGAAAACAUCGACAACAGCCGUUACAUCUCGUUGGACUUCCAGGUGGAAGACAAAUGUGUCCUGCACGGCUUCGCCGGCUAUUUUGAAGCUGUGCUCUACAGAGACGUCAUGCUUAGUAUUCUUCCUGAGACCCACUCACCUGGCAUGUUCAGCUGGUUCCCGGUUCUCUUCCCCAUCAAAGCCCCGCUAUAUAUCAAGGCAGGCGAGCACAUCGUGUUUGACAUGUGGCGACUGUGUACGAGUAAAAACGUGUGGUACGAGUGGACGGUGCGUGAACCCGUCGUGCUGCCGCUACACAACCCGAAGGGAAGGUCGUACACCAUCGGACUCUGAUCAGUGUCGGCCAUGUUCAAUUUGUUGUCACGAUUCGUUGGAACUCAGAAAUAAAUAAAUAAUCAAUACUU
Molecule: messenger RNA, 2016 nt
Organism: Gigantopelta aegis
Lineage: Eukaryota; Metazoa; Mollusca; Gastropoda; Neomphalida; Peltospiridae
Product: protein arginine N-methyltransferase 5-like
Exons: 17
Coding region: 59-1945 (628 amino acids)
Biological process (GO): peptidyl-arginine N-methylation; regulation of DNA-templated transcription
Cellular component (GO): cytosol; nucleus
Source: RefSeq, a predicted model, not a curated record